AUGCCCAUCUUCAAUCCGGACGGAUACGAAUACAGCCGCACCACUGAUCGCAUGUGGAGGAAGUCAAGAAGCGGCGAGUGCACCGCCAAACAGACGAAAUGCUGUAUCGGAGUUGACCUGAACAGGAACUUCGACGUUGGCUUUGGAGGUCCUGACUCGUCUUCGAGACCUUGUGCGGAAAACUACCGGGGCCCAGAACCGUUUUCAGAGCCAGAAACGGUGGCCGUUAGGAAUUUUAUCCAAAACAACCCUUCGAUUCUGGCCUACUUUGCCUUGCAUACGUACGAGCUGGUAACGGGUACCGCUCCAGAUUGGGUAAAAAGCAACACAAACAUACGGUUCAGCUAUACCAUUGAAAUGCGGCCACUCGAGGAUGACAAAGACGGUUUCGUCCUGGAUCCAUCAGAGAUUCUUCCAGCAGGAGAAGAGUUAUCACUGGUAGAUAGCACCUUGUAAUA
Molecule: messenger RNA, 458 nt
Organism: Soboliphyme baturini
Lineage: Eukaryota; Metazoa; Nematoda; Enoplea; Dioctophymatida; Soboliphymatidae
Source: the annotation of a GenBank genome assembly